Ceraceosorus guamensis is the source of this 546-nucleotide messenger RNA. RefSeq names its product Ctr copper transporter. NCBI's taxonomy places the organism in Eukaryota, Fungi, Basidiomycota, Exobasidiomycetes, Ceraceosorales, Ceraceosoraceae. Gene Ontology annotation, molecular function: copper ion transmembrane transporter activity. The record is from RefSeq and is a predicted model, not a curated record. Gene Ontology annotation, biological process: copper ion transmembrane transport. Gene Ontology annotation, cellular component: membrane. The coding region runs from base 1 to 546 and encodes 181 amino acids. The transcript is spliced from 2 exons.
AUGCUGUGGAAUUGGUACACUGUGGAUGCUUGCUUUCUCAGCUCAUCCUGGCGCAUCACAAAUGGCGGGAGCAUGGCAGCUACGUGCAUCGGCGUCGCUUUCCUCGUCGUCCUGCUCGAAUUCACGCGUCGAUUGGGCAAAGAGUACGAUUUGCUGAUUCGACGUCAAUGGGCAGUCAGAGCUUCGCAAUUAUCGCGCAUCAACAGCAGCAGCACGAGCACGAGCACGGAAGAUGCAGCAGCUGCCGGUCCGAUCACGAUCAAGUUCAGAGCCACACCGUUGCAGCAACUCAUCAGGUCGCUCUUGCACGCCACGACGUUCGCAGCAGCGUACAUCGUCAUGCUCCUGGCCAUGUACUUUAACGGAUUCAUCAUCCUCUCCAUCAUCCUCGGCGCGGGUCUAGGCAAGCUCCUCUGCGAUUGGGAAACGCUCGAAAUCACCCUGGACCUGGACCACCACCAUGCUGGCAGCAGCAGCAGCAGCGCAAAGGAGCACAGCAGGGUUACGGCCACCACUUGCGAGGAUCCCACCGUGUGCUGCGGCUAG